AUGGUUCGCCUGUCUCUUUCCACCGUCGCCGUCCUGGCCUCUUCCUCUGUGGUCAUGGCAAUGCCCGCCCCCGCCAGCAACGACAAUGGAGCCCAAGCCUUUUCCUGGGAGAACUGGGUAGAGGGCAUCAUUGCCGACCCCAACGGCGAUCACCUCUCUCCUGAGGAUGCUGUCAAGGCAUCCAAGGCCGCUGAAUCUAAGAGAUCUCUUGACAUUCGUGAUGCUUCCUGCCGCGGUGAUGACGUGGCCGAGAAAUCUGCAUAUGUUCCUGAUGCUGUUGCUUGUAUCAACCAGCUUGCUAGCUAUGGCGACAAGGCCUGUAAGGCCAACAGCGCCGUCACCAUCAUGUGCAAAAUUGGGGGUGCUCAGAUCACCGCUGUCGUUCCAGGUGGACGCUACCCUACCUCGGACACUUGCCAGAACAUGGCACGGGCUGCGGGCAAGAUUAUGGACAAGUGCACCAGGGCUGACCAAACAGUCAACGGUGCGGACUACUCAUUCGGCAACGGCAACAUCGCCAUCCAGCUCAGUGCACCCACCGAUGACUAG
This is a messenger RNA of Fusarium keratoplasticum, 549 nucleotides long. RefSeq lists its product as uncharacterized. The record is from RefSeq and is a predicted model, not a curated record. The coding region runs from base 1 to 549 and encodes 182 amino acids. The transcript is spliced from 3 exons. Lineage: Eukaryota; Fungi; Ascomycota; Sordariomycetes; Hypocreales; Nectriaceae.